UGAAACAAUACCACGUGUGUUUCUAGAAAGAAGUACGAACUAGAAAGGAGAGUAAAAGAUCUCGUUUCCAGCGUCGUACCGCUAGAUGUCAGUAAAGGACGAAUGAUGUUGAUCCGGGACAGUCCAAAGAACGAGAAGCGCUCGCGAGCGAAUAUACGGACCCCUACACGUUGGUACGGUCCCGUUUGCUUUCAUUGUGUCAGGCAGCUGAGUUUCAAUUUCACUAUUGUCAUCUCAGAAAUACCGCGCAUUGCUCGCUACAACCGAAUUAAAAUCGAAACGGGGAUAAAACUGAAGGCUCAGACGGGAGACACUCGAGCUUUAAAUUUUAAGUCCGCCAGCUGUCAAGACAGUCCAUGGCGUUUCAGAUGUCAAAACUUGCUGCUCGUGUUUGGCUCCUCGGAAGCUUUGGGGUCACGUCCAGCGCAGGGAACAGAUGUCCGACUCAUCUCGGUUUGAUCAGCAGACUUGCACAUCGCUCCUUUCGUGCGCUCAAAGCGCCGCCCUCCCCGGGGCUCUUACGUAAAGCAGACAAGUGGGAGAAGGUUUCCACGGCCUCAAAGUCACUUCACAGGCGGAGUGGAGGGGCUGUUAAGCUCGCGGGCGCCGUGGGGCUCUCCGCCGGGGCCCUGGCCUCUCUGAGCACGAGCACGAGCGCGCGGCCCGAGCUGAACCUGCAUUCAGAGAGCAGCGACUGGACGGAGGCGAAGAAAAAGCUUUGCUCCAUGGAUAAGGAGAAGAGGAGGGAAAUGUACAGGAUUGACUUUAUUCCUCUGGAGAAGAUUCCUGUCUGGAGUCCAUCAGGCGACCGGUCUUGCACGCCUCGGUACAAAGCCAACGAAGAGCUGAAUAAGAAAAUAUCGCUCUUCAGUGGUGACAUCACAAAACUGGAGAUUGACGCGGUCGCCAACGCAGCUAACAAGACACUUCUGGGUGGAGGAGGAGUGGAUGGUGCCAUUCAUCGUGGGGCUGGUCCUCUUUUGAGGAAGGAAUGUGCCACUCUGAACGGCUGUGAAACGGGGGAAGCCAAGAUCACCGGAGCCUACGGUCUGCCUGCAAAAUAUGUUAUUCACACCGUGGGGCCGAUAGUCCAUGAUUCAGUGGGGGACAGAGAGGAACAAGCACUGAGAAACUGUUAUUAUAACUGUCUGCACACAGCAACUAAGAACCACCUGCGGACUGUGGCUUUUCCCUGCAUCUCCACUGGAGUGUAUGGAUAUCCACCUGAUCAAGCAGUCCAUGUUGCCCUGAGAACAGUGAGAGAAUACCUGGAGCAAAAUCACGAUAAGCUGGACCGGGUCAUCUUCUGUGUGUUUCUGAAGUCUGACAAAGAGCUCUAUGAAACAAUGCUGCCUGCAUACUUCCCACAAGGUUCACCGCCAAAGAGCAAAUUAUGAGAGGAUGGCAUAGUUGCUGUGGAAACGCCACACAAACUGCUUUUCCGUCAAAUCACUGUCUCACUUUUACCUGAUGCAGCCCCUACAAACAUCAACAACAACAGCUGCCUGACACCACCUGAUUUAUUCAUAUCACCAAACCACUGCUACAUGGAAUUUGAUGAUUGCUAUCAGAUUCACGUUGGGAGACAUAUUGCUGUUGGAUUUGUGUUAAUAUUAAUAACAGUGUGGGCUUACAUGUGGUGGUUCACCCAAAAAUGAAACAUUUACUCAUCCGCGUAGAAUCAUAUACACAAAAAUACUGCUUAAUAAAACUUUCUUGCUUGACUUCAGAAAUAAUAUCAUACCUGUGUUUGACCGUGCGGUUCUAUCUCAAAUUUCAAAUCUCUUUAUUGCUUACUCUUGUUAUAUCUCCUCCCAGAAACAAUUUCCAGCAAUUACAUGAUUUGCACUGCAUUAGCACUAAAAUGAUAGAAGAUAUCCUAUGUGAAUAUUGUUUAUAGAGUUGAAUAAAAAUUGAAUUAAGGCAAUCAAAGGAAGCAAAAGAGUAUGUCAAUGGUUGUAACACUUAACCUAUAAUGAAAGUGCACUAUUUGUACUUCUUCAAUGUACUUUCUGUCUUCCAGUAUGAUAAAAGACCCUCAUUAAAGUCAACUCCCCUCUCUGAA
Messenger RNA from Puntigrus tetrazona (Sumatra barb), 2065 nucleotides. It is a transcript of the gene macrod1, whose product is annotated as mono-ADP ribosylhydrolase 1. Gene Ontology annotation, biological process: purine nucleoside metabolic process; DNA damage response; peptidyl-glutamate ADP-deribosylation. Gene Ontology annotation, molecular function: ADP-ribosylglutamate-[protein] hydrolase activity. The record is from RefSeq and is a predicted model, not a curated record. The transcript is spliced from 10 exons. Bases 357 to 1397 code for a protein of 346 amino acids. Lineage: Eukaryota; Metazoa; Chordata; Actinopteri; Cypriniformes; Cyprinidae. Gene Ontology annotation, cellular component: nucleoplasm.